Molecule: messenger RNA, 2181 nt
Organism: Contarinia nasturtii (swede midge)
Lineage: Eukaryota; Metazoa; Arthropoda; Insecta; Diptera; Cecidomyiidae
Gene: Ns4
Product: guanine nucleotide-binding protein-like 1
Exons: 6
Molecular function (GO): GTP binding; GTPase activity
Source: RefSeq, a predicted model, not a curated record
CUUUUGCCUGUUACAAUAGAUAGCCUUUUGUCAACCGAAGCGAACGACAGCACAACAGACGAAUCAGAUGCUCAAGCCGGUGAAUCAUCUGGUAUUCAGAAAAUCAAUUUUCAACCAUCGGUUAGUCGUCGCAAUGCGAAUCGAUAUGCGUUAUCGUUUCAUCGAGAAACCGUCAAAGAGAUGAAAGCACAAAAGGAUGCCGCCAGAAAGCCCAUUCAAUUCAUAUUGCGCAGCGAUCUCGAAACCGGCGACGAAUAUUUUCAAGGAUAUGAUUUUCCCAUACGGCCCAAAUGGUCUUACGAUAUGUCAAAAGAGGCGGUAGAUAGAAACGAAAAUCGAUAUUUUACAGAAUAUGUUAUGAAACUAGAAAAAAGUCAUGCUGAAAAGGGAAAAACGCUCAGCUAUUGCGAACUCAAUUUGGAAACGUGGCGACAAUUGUGGCGUGUACUGGAAAUAUCCGACAUAAUUUUGGUGAUUGUUGAUGCACGAUAUCCGAGUCUACAAUUUCCGCCUUCAUUGUUUGAAUACGUCACGCAAACAUUGAAGAAACAUAUGAUUUUGGUAUUAAAUAAAAUCGAUUUGGUGCCAUCGCAUAUUGUACUUGCAUGGAAGCAUUAUUUUGAAGAAACAUACAAAGAUAUUCGUGUGAUUUUAUUUACAUCGUAUCCAUCGUAUAAUUUACGUUCGGUACCGGAGCGCGAUGGAGCUGCUGGCGGCUUAAAGAUCUUACGUCGACGCGGAAAAAUGCGUAUGGCCAAAGAAGGUGCAUACCAAAUUCAACAAGCUUGCAAAGCAAUUGUUAAAGCUGAACUGGACAUUUCGAGUUGGGAGAAUAAGAUUAUCGAUGAGAUCAAAGGUAUGCAAGUGGACGAUACAUUGCCAUCGACAAGCUUUGAACAGCAACAUCCACAACAAGAACAACAGCAGCAAACAAUUCAUGCCGAUGAUACCGACUUUGAUAUGAAAGAGCGUGUACGUUUCCAAAAUGAUAUCUUAACCGUUGGCUGUGUGGGAUUUCCAAAUGUUGGAAAAUCAUCUCUUAUGAAUGCUCUAAUGGGUAAGAAGGUUGUGAGCGUUUCCAAGACACCAGGGCAUACUAAGCAUUUCCAAACAAUUUUUCUAACAAAUAACGUACGACUUUGCGAUUGUCCUGGAUUAGUAUUCCCGUCGUCUGUUCCACGUAAAUUACAAGUUCUUAUUGGUAGUUAUCCAAUAGCACAACUGCGUGAACCAUAUGCAUCGGUACAAUAUCUGGCCGAACGCAUUGAUUUGGUGAAAACGUUGAAUGUCAAAGUGGAUGGAUUAUGGUCAGCAAUGGAAAUUUGUGAUGCAUGGGCAUUGGCACGUGGAUUUAUUACGGCAAAAGCAGCUCGCCCCGAUACAAAUCGUGCCGCCAAUCAUAUUCUCCGGAUGACAUUAAACGGUCAAAUAGUGUUAAGCCUACUUCCACCAGAUUUUGUAGCUAAAGAAGAUACAUGGCAAACACAUGAAGGUAUCAGUGACGUUGAAGCGAUCAAAGCACUUGGAAUCUCUGAAGACUUGGUCGAAGUGGAUGAGAACUUUGAGUCAGACUCAGAAAAUGAUGAUGAUACCAAAGAUGAAGAGUCUGAUAAUGAAGAUAAUUCGCAGGACGAUGAUGACACGAUUAUCAAACCAAAGCGCAAUGCAUUCGAGCUACUUGACGAUGAUGAUGAGGAUUAAAUUGCAACUAUAAAACGCUCAGUCAUAUUUAAUACAUAAUAAACAAUUUUAUCAAAGCUAGUGAUUUUUUUAGGCAAAUGUAAAACUCGUUAGUCGAAUACGAAAAUACAAAUACAAAUACAAAUAUUCACACUGAUACUUAUAGAAAUAAAUAUCAUUUGACCUUCUUUUUUAACGAAUUCAUUUUAAAAUGGAAAGCAAUUAUAUAUUUUAAAAACAAACCAAUUUGUUAUUUUGAAUUAAACAACACUUUAACGAGGCACCGGCACAUAACCAAUCAAUCACCUAUAUUAUAGUAGAAAACAACAACAAAAUGAAACAUAUUUUUAAUUCAAUGUUAGAGAAAAUAAACAGUGAUCAGCGCCAAUCGACUCAUAGUCAUAUAGGAACAAUCUAUUCAAUAAGAUACAUUGGCCAUGGUCAUAUACGAAUGAACCACAACUGUAAAAAACAGACCCAAAUAAAUUGAAAACAACCACA